AUGAAUGGUACUGCAUCUAACGGCAAGCCGAGAUCUGAAAAGGAUACAAAUUUGAUGCCCCCUCCGAAAACUGUUGCCGGAAGAGCGCUAGGGAAUGACGUGCAUUCCGAUUCCCACAAGAAAUCACAAGCAUCCAGGGAUGGUGUCGGGUGCGCCCUAACAGACACUCCGAUUUCUACCGCACCUUCGUCCCCACAGUUUGUCGCUACAAGCCAGGCGUCCACACCCGGUCGCGUUCGUGCCACUACCCUUGACAUCCCCGGCCUUACCAAGUCCAAGGUCUCUCCCGAUGGACGUAUCGCUCAGCGUGACCUCGGCUCCAAGCUGGUCAUUAUCAUGGUCGGUUUACCCGCACGGGGUAAGAGCUAUGUCACAAAGAAACUUGCCCGUUACUUGAACUGGCUGCAACAUGAUACCGAAAUAUUCAACGUCGGGGAGCGUCGUCGCGUUGCGGCAGGAAAAUCUCCGGCUGCUCCGGGGCGUCACAGAAACAGUUCUGUGCAGCAAGAACUCGUUGACUCUGUACGUCGUCUCAGCGUUAGUGUCGGUGGAAUGACAGCUGCGAAGAACGAGUCGGUACCUGCACCCCAGGAUGAUUCGCCCCCCGAACUCGAUAAUGCUCUUCCACCACCUGUUAUGCCGGCCAAGAUCCUCCUCAACGGACAAGAGGAUGAAUCGGCUGUGAUGCCGGACGAACCCGCCGUUAUUCCCGCCAGUGAAGCUGAAGUUCAGGAUCAGGAACGCAUAGUUGAAGCAUCUCCCGAGCCAAUGGAUCAGUCGGCCAAUUUUUUCGAUCCUAAGAAUCAAAGGGCUCUGAAGUUGAGAGAGCAGGUGGCUCUUGAAACUUUGGAUGAACUUCUGGAUUACAUUCUCGAGCGCGGUGGCAGCGUUGGCAUCUUGGACGCUACCAACAGCACACUCGAACGCCGUAAAGCCAUUGUCGAUCAUAUUCAGAAGCGUGCUGGCCCGGAACUCGGCGUUUUGUUCCUUGAAAGUAGCUGUGAGGAUCCCGAUCUUCUGGAAGCAAAUAUGCGCCUGAAGCUGUCCGGUCCGGAUUACAAAGACCAGGACCCUGUCAAAUCCCUUGAGGACUUCAAGAAACGUGUUGCUAUGUACGACAAGUCCUACUUCCCGCUCGGCGAAUACGAAGAGUCGUUGAAUAUGCCGUAUAUCCGCAUGAUUGACGUCGGACGCAAGGUCGUUUCCCAUCAAACUCAUGGCUUUCUCUCUUCCCAGGUUGUAUACUAUCUCCUCAACUUCAACCUCUCACCACGUCAGAUAUGGAUCACCAGGCACGGUGAGAGUAUAGACAACCAGGCCGGUCGUAUUGGUGGUGAUUCUGAACUGAGCGAGAAUGGCCAUCGGUACGCAAAGGCGUUGACUCGGUUCAUGAAUGAACAGAGAAAACUUUGGGAAGUGAAUCAGAGGCAGAAGGACAUGAUGUCGCAAAUGCCACCACGCGCUGGGGACAGCACUCCACCGAACCCUUCAUAUAUUCCCCGAGACCGGCCACGCAAUUUUUGUGUCUGGAGCUCAAUGAUGCAGCGUACUGUACAAUCGGUUGAGCAUUUUAACGAAGAUGACUAUGAUGUCAAGCAAAUGAAGAUGCUCGAUGAACUAUAUGCGGGCAAGAUGGAAGGAAUGACUUACGAAGAGAUCCGCGAGAAGUUCCCCGACGAGUACGCAACCCGCAAGAAGAAUAAGCUGUACUACCGCUAUCCCGGCCCUGGUGGCGAGGGAUACCUAGACAUUAUCAACAGACUUCGAGCAGUUAUCAUCGAAAUGGAGCGAAUGACCGAUCAUGUGCUUCUCGUCACUCAUCGCUCAGUUGCACGCGUUCUUCUGGCUUACUUCCGCGGCCUCAAGCGUGAUGAGGUUGCUGAUCUAGAUGUGCCGUUAGGAAUGUUGUACAUGUUAGAGCCUAAGCCUUAUGGCGUGGAGUUCAUGGCAUAUCGUUACAAUCCGAAGUCCGACUGGUUCGACUAUAUUCCGGAUUUCCAACUCCAGCAAGCUACACAUCCUUAA
This is a messenger RNA of Aspergillus puulaauensis, 2025 nucleotides long. RefSeq names its product 6-phosphofructo-2-kinase PFK26. The transcript is spliced from 2 exons. Gene Ontology annotation, molecular function: ATP binding; 6-phosphofructo-2-kinase activity. Bases 1 to 2025 code for a protein of 674 amino acids. Gene Ontology annotation, biological process: fructose metabolic process; fructose 2,6-bisphosphate metabolic process. Gene Ontology annotation, cellular component: cytosol. The record is from RefSeq and is a predicted model, not a curated record. NCBI's taxonomy places the organism in Eukaryota, Fungi, Ascomycota, Eurotiomycetes, Eurotiales, Aspergillaceae.